Molecule: messenger RNA, 1416 nt
Organism: Trematosphaeria pertusa
Lineage: Eukaryota; Fungi; Ascomycota; Dothideomycetes; Pleosporales; Trematosphaeriaceae
Exons: 3
Coding region: 1-1035 (344 amino acids)
Source: RefSeq, a predicted model, not a curated record
AUGGUCAUUGGCGGGAACGCGGCGUCGAGCUCCCCUAUGAGACGGACACCAGGCUCGAAAUGGCCGGAUGCUCUUCGAGCAGCGGCUCUAACCUCAUGUCGACGAGCUCAUCGGCUAACUCACCGUUUCGACCUUGACGCCGAUGUUCAAAGCGCAAGACAGAGCACAAAGAACGUGGAAGCCUCCCUUCAACCCCAGCGUCAAGGCGCGUGUCGCAAGGCCGAAACUGUCCAGAGCGUCAACGCCGGUGAUGCCGUAGCCUGCAAGGAAGCGCUCGACCUCGGGAAGCCCAGGUCUAAGCCCUACGGGAUGGAGUUUUUCGUGUCGCAGGAAAUUCAAGAGACCGCGCAUGGGCGUCUUGUGGCUUCCAUUCGAUGUCCGCAUGUCGCCGAAACUGGCAUCGAGCCAAUCGUACAUGAUCCAGAGUUGACCAAGGACGGUAUUCAUGGCCUGGGCGACAGUUUAGAGGCUUCCCGCGUCGCUGUUGCUGCCCAACAUGCUCCGGGCGGAGUUCGUAUUCCCAGUGGACUGUGUUUCGCUAUCGAUUGCCCACCGCGCAAGCCUCCCCUCGCUCUGAACUCAGGCCGUCACCAGCUGUGUGCCGUGGCUGGGAGGAAUUUUGUGUUCGAGACGCCGGUCUCUAUGCUGACAAUCAACCCCUAUUGCUGCGGAGGGCAAUUCGGCGGCUCGCUCCCAAAGAACUCCUCAUCGGGGAGGGAUAGAGAAUUGGUAUCAGAUCCUGACCUUGACCCCGUCCACAGCCCCAACGAUUGCGAGCCCGUUUCCAGAUCGGCCGCGUGUCCGGAAUCCCCUGGCUUUUGUCUCAACACUAGGUCUUCUCAUGGGAGCACCCACCCAACCAGCGCGCUUCCUCUUAUCGAGAUGUCCCCAUAUGCGAAGCCGCAGUCAACUAGUCCUCUUUGUUCUUGUCGGCGACAAUCUCGUCGACCUGCUCGCUCAUUCGACCGAUGUAUUCAUCGAGGGUGCGCAGGAGACCUAAAUCGCCGAGCCGGCCGCGCUUCCCCGGGCGGUUGAGGUGGGCGAGGUGUCGGUGACGCAAUUGACGACGUAGAGCGUCGUGUCGUCUGCUAACACGAUCGGUAUAUCCCGAGACAGGUCACGGUAGUGCCUCUAGUGCCAGAUUGAGCGAGGUCGAAGACAUAAUAUACAUACUGAAGGAAACUCUUACAUUCUUUUCGGAAACCUGGGAGUGCUGAAUUGUUAAAAUCGUGGCGGCAGCUUUCUGGAUGCUUUCUGAGAAGCGCUUCGGCGUACGUAAGAACACUGUAGCGCUGAGCGGGGCCGUCGACGCAAACAUAAACGCACUGUAGAACGUGGUCUCGAAGAGCAGGGUAGAGAUGACGGACGGAAUCAGGACGAGUGCAUCUACUCGACAAGUGCGCAGGUGGCGGUUGG